Molecule: messenger RNA, 4218 nt
Organism: Trypanosoma brucei brucei TREU927
Lineage: Eukaryota; Euglenozoa; Kinetoplastea; Trypanosomatida; Trypanosomatidae
Exons: 1
Coding region: 1-4218 (1405 amino acids)
Biological process (GO): TORC2 signaling
Cellular component (GO): TORC2 complex
Source: RefSeq, a predicted model, not a curated record
AUGGUUACCACUGGUCUUAGUCCUGGGGCACUGUCCUUGCUACAAAAUGCUGGCAUUAACUUGAAGGAUUUUUCCAGAGCACAGGCAAGUUAUGAAAAGCUUUGUGUCGAGCUCUCCAAGGGAGCAUCCGCUGCUGGUGAAGGGGAUGCGACCGCUGCGUCAUCAAUGGAAGACUUACAGCGCCUCUGUGACGCAUGGGGGGAGUACACAGUUGUGGCUCAAGCAUACUUUCGGAAGGUUUCCUUAGCUGCGUUGGAACAGCUAGUCAGUAGACCGCGAGGCGAGUCGUCCGCAACAGAGCGUGCUGAAAAGUUGAACGAGCUUUGUGCCAUAGGUGAGAAAUGGCACGUUGGCAGGGAAACCAUGUUCAAGCUUGAUCACCCAGAGAAGCUGGCCGCAGUUGUGGUGGAGGCACUCGACUCCUCCAGUUGCAUCAUGCGACUCCUUGCCUUACGGCUCGCCCGAAUCUUCGCAGCAGACACUGAAUUUCUUCGUUGCCUCUUUUCGAAAGGAGGUGCAGGACUUAUUGGUAUGUGUUUUGACCAUGAAAACACUACAGAGUUGGAGUACGUGCUAAGUUUGUGCAGGCGGCUGAUUGAACUGCACAAGGCCUCCGCUGAACCAUACCACGAACUUCCCUUCGGUUGGGUUUACCGCAUUGCGGCGCUACUCGACUUGCAGGAUCCUGUGCCGAACCUUCUCCUCAAACGAAGGAGUCAAGCGCUCUGCGUCGCCGUGAUGCUUCUUCGGCAGUUCCCACAGAUGGCGACGACCGCGUCGCUACAUAUUACCCUCUUGCGGUACUGUAUCGAAAAGGGUGCUGCCACUCGCGAUGAAGUACAAUCUGUUCUUGAGGUGAUUCUAGACAUGUUUGAUUCACCUGAGACACGACAGUAUCUAGGUUACAAUGACCUUGACGUUCUAUACGCACCUUUUUUGUACUCAACCAACAUGUGCAGUACGGAAGACUUAACCCUGAUGAAUGGAGCGAAAGAGGUACUGGUUAUGCUGAUGCGGAAUUGGGUUGGUGUGUUGUGGGUGUGUUCCGAGACAAAAGGACUCCGUGCCGUGAUUGACAUUCUACAUUUGCCAUGUGAUCUUGACAGAAAGAUGGUACUACUAACACUUUUCAACAAGUUGUUGUAUCAGCUGGCACCGCACCGCGGUAUAACGCUGGUGGAGCCGUGGCGGGGGUUUAAGGAAAAGCAGGAACUAUUCCCGGCCACUCCCAAUGAACCUGCAGAUUCUGAGGGGAGUUUUGUGCUUAACACUCCACUGGGGAGGGGGCAUAACAGCAGCGAAAGCAUGAUCUCCGAACAUGUAUUUGGUGAUUGGUGCGAUGAGCCGGAUGAGUUUGUCCCGACAACCAAGGCGAUCGGUUACCACGUGCUAGAUCCCAUUCUUGGUCGUGUGCUAUUGAUGCUCUCGCACCAUGGUCUUCCCAUCGCAUUGGUUUCAGUCAUACAAGACCCCAACUCCAGCUCUGUCCUAACCCACGCCGCGCUAUCACUUCUUCAGGACAUGCUAACACUCAUGGAUACUGUGCUCCCUGAGAAGCCAGUGAAACGACUUCAUACGGCACUUAAUAAAGCUGUGGGUCGUCUCGCACUCGAGGGUUGUUUGUCGUUGGAGGGCGUUCUCUCCUCUCGGAUCCCUCAACGAGGUAAAACAGCAAAGGGCAUAGCAACCACCGCCACGGUCGCGGUUGGGAACGUGGUGGGGAGCGGGUGGGUGAGUGCACUUUCAACUGCCUCAGUAGCGACGUAUGGUUUAGGCGCGUUGGAGCAAGACGAUGCAGACUUCAAGAGGAUGUUGAAGGAUACGAAUGUUGAGGGGGGGAAUAGUUUUUUGUCAUGGAACUAUGACCUACUACUGCUACUUUUUCAGGGCCCACUAAAGAGCAUCAGGAGGUUUCGGUGGGUGCUGAAUGAAACUCUGUUCUUUCGAAACCUCAUUGCGUUCUACCUUCCAGUGAUUAACACAUCUACACGGACCUUUUUGACACUUCAGCCGAGGGAGGCCACUCCGCAAGUGUGCAUGUUGGGGAUGGUGAUGCUUGACUUGUUCCUCUCUACGCGAGAAGGGACUGCUGCGCUUGAUUCAUUCGGCUUCAGCGGAGCCAUGGCAGCCUGCCUUGAGGAAGUGAUCCGAGGAACACCAUAUGUGCUAAAUAAGCAACGUGUGGGAAAGCGUGUGGGGCAGACUCUACUCCGCAUGGUUGGGAGGUACUCCAUGACGGCAAAUGGUCUUGUGGUGCUAAAGGACUCAAACAUGUUUUCUACCAUCAAUAGGAUGUUUGUGGAGCUUUCUGGGGAACGGGUUAGCGCCCCGUACCCCGAUGACACCCUGCAGGAGGUUUGUCUUCAGCUUCUGCGUUGCAUGAAUCUUGGUGCCGUACCCAACUACGGAGUAUGUGAAUGGAUUCGUCAAAUGUUUCGUUCAGCGCUAUGCAAUGAGUCCGACGAGAUAAGGUUAUGUGCUGUGAAGCAGCUGCGUGAUGCCCUGUGGCGUGACUUCUCUACGUCCAUGCGGUGGGGUAUUGAAACGCUGGUCCAAGCUCUGCACGACGAUCAUUCCCGUGUUGUUGAGUGCGCCUUCAAACUCCUGUUGAACGUUUGCUUUUGUUCCGACGAGGCACUGGAUUACCUCAUUUCUCUUUCUCCAACAGUACUAAUGGAGAGUGACACGAUUCGAGAGAAUGCCAAACAGCUUGACCUUAACACCUUGCUAUACUGCAUCGUAGGGCGGCCAUCAGGGUUCCGAUUCCUGCAGUGCUACGGCUGGGUAGAGCAGGAAUUACGCCGCUGGGAAGAAACGGAGUCGGCUAACCAUGUUACUACCGUGGAGAAUAUGCAAUCUGGCCGCGCACUGGGGUCCGGGGCCGACUUUCGUGAAGGUAUGAGCGCGUUGUUCCGUCAUCGCCACAACCGCACUUACUCCGACACAGGGUUGACCUUUCAGAAGCCCAUCACGGCAACCGCCGGACCAGACUCACAAGUUACUCUACCAUCUGGAAUAUUCCCAAGCCACUUUGCUGCGGUAUUGUGUAAGUCCAACGAGGGGUGCACGCUCUUCAAGCACAGCAACCUGUGGCAACGAUCCGUGCGACGGAUACUUGAACAGCCAAUGUUACCUGAUAUUGUGUAUGAGUGCGGAACAUUUGGCGAGAGGGACAACAUCGACGACGAUGACGUGGAUAUGGACGGAACAACAGCGGAUGACGAUGACGCUAAUGCGCUGAUUGAGGAGGAUCCAUCAUUUGUAGGUCGUUGGGGCACGGAAGCAGCCAAAACUAGUACCGCCAAGCAGGAUGAAAAGCACGCACUGCGCCUGUCGCGAGAGGGGCACCUUCCAUCUUCUCAUUCGGUGAAACUCCUAUCCGCGUCCCGUGGCUAUCAAGCGGCUGGACAGACCUACACCAUUGAGUGUGUCGGGGACGUCAGCGAGCUAAAGGACGCCAUACUUUGUGUGUGCCACGCCGCAUCUAGCGACGCCGGCUUCUCUCUAAUGCGUAGCGUGCCUAUGUUGCAAAAUCAACUGAUGGCGCUGUCGCGUUUUGCCGAUACGGCAAGUGUUUCUAGUAUUUGUAUUGUUGGUAAAUGUCUGCUUGCCCGCUCGAGGCGCGCUGCGGAGAAACUGACUGAGAUAUCCCACUACGUAGUAAACGAAAGUAACGCGUACAUGAGUGCCGACGGUGUGCCGUACUCCGUUGCUUUUGCUGAUAAUCGACCGUCCAACUGGACGGCCAUCGGUCGCCGCGACAAUCCAUCAAGGGUUUCGUGCUCGCCACCAUACUUCGCCCACAUGCGUUACGAUGGAGAGAUGGUGGAUGGAAAUUCAAAGAAUGACGAAGAAACCACCGACUCGGUAGGCUCCACCCCUUCUCCAGUGGACUCUCGCGAUUCCAGUACCUUCUGUGACGUUAUUAAGGGCCUGAGUGCGACGUCGACCCGCAUCCUUCACCACAUCUUUGCACUUUCCAAUCCUGUGCGCCGCGACGCUGCAAGACAGAUGUUGUCGCAGACCCUAAAGCAUCAACCCCAUAUCUUUGUGAAUCCCCAAAUGCGGUGGCUUCUUAGGCACUGCGCUCAGGCUUUUCGUAUGCGGUAUGACGACCGGAAAUUCAUAGCUAGCAUAUUGGAGGAAGCCCCACUUACAAAACCAACCCCACUAGUCCGUAAAACGGUUGUUUUCGUGCCGGAACCACAGCGUGGCUGA